Saccoglossus kowalevskii is the source of this 432-nucleotide messenger RNA. RefSeq names its product salivary glue protein Sgs-4-like. Lineage: Eukaryota; Metazoa; Hemichordata; Enteropneusta; Harrimaniidae. The record is from RefSeq and is a predicted model, not a curated record.
AUGUGUCGUACAUUGGAAAGUAUGUGUCGUACAUUGGAAAGUAUGUGUCGUACAUUGGAAAGUAUGUGUCGUACAUUGGAAAGUAUGUGUCGUACAUUGGAAAGUAUGUGUCGUACAUUGGAAAGUAUGUGUCGUACAUUGGAAAGUAUGUGUCGUACAUUGGAAAGUAUGUGUCGUACAUUGGAAAGUAUGUGUCGUACAUUGGAAAGUAUGUGUCGUACAUUGGAAAGUAUGUGUCGUACAUUGGAAAGUAUGUGUCGUACAUUGGAAAGUAUGUGUCGUACAUUGGAAAGUAUGUGUCGUACAUUGGAAAGUAUGUGUCGUACAUUGGAAAGUAUGUGUCGUACAUUGGAAAGUAUGUGUCGUACAUUGGAAAGUAUGGGUCGUAUAUUGGAGAAGUAUGUGUCGUAUUAUGGGCCAUGGUUUCAUUAG